AUGUCACGAAAAAAAGGCGCAGGUAGUUCUUUUGAAGCUUUAGAAAAUCUCCCUUUAUCUAAGCGGAAAAAAAAGAGUAAAGCUUUGGCCGAAGCUUUUGAAUUUGAAGAAGAUGAAACGUUUGUGGAUGCUGUUUUUAUUCCAAACCCUGAUGAAUCUGAUCUAAAAAAAUAUAUUGUUGAAAGUACGAACGCUAAUGGAUUAGAUCUUUCACUUGGUGAAUUUGAGGUAUUUUUGGGAAUAAUCAUCUUCAGUACCUUCAAUCAAAGACAAUCUCAAAAAGAUUACUGGUCAUUAGAUCCAUUUUUGAGAGCUGAACCUGUUGCAGCAGCUAUGAGUAGAAACAGAUUUGAAGCGAUAAAGUCAAAAAUUAAAUUUCAUAAACCAAAAGAGAGCGAUAAUCAGAAUUUUGAUAAAGUUUGGCGAGUUCGACCAAUACUGAAUAUAUUCAGAAAAAACAUUAUGAAAUUCGGAUUUUAUUCUACAGCUCUUUCCAUCGACGAGAUGAUGGUAAAAUAUUUUGGGAGAUGUAAACUGAAACAGUUUAUAAGAACUAAACCGACCAGAUUUGGAAUAAAAUUGUGGGCUUCAUGUAGUUCUUCCGGAUAUUUGUAUGAUUGCGACAUUUAUUGUGGGAAAAAUUUAGAAAAAGGGGAUGUUUUAGCAAACUGUGCUUUAGGAAGCCGCGUUGUAGUUCAAAUGCUCCAACAACUGCUGUCUAAUAUUCCUCCCACAAAACUCCUGCAGUAUCAUGUCUAUUUUGACAAUUUAUUUUGUUGUCCUGACUUGUUGGUACACUUAAAAAAGAUUGGUCUUCGUGCCACAGGUACUGUCAGGUCAAACAGAAUAAAGGAAAAAAAUAAUAUAAAAGACGAUGCUCCUAGAGGGACUUACGCUGUUAAAAAUGACAAACAUAGUGGAAUAAAUUUUAUUACACUUAAAGAUUCAAAACUUGUCUCUGUCUUGUCAACAGCAGCUGGUGUAAGGCCUCUUACUUCUGUCAAAAGGUACAAUAAGGAAGUAAAAAGAAAAACUGAAGUGCCAUUUCCAAAUGCUUUUAGUGCUUACAACAAGUUCAUGGGUGGCGUCGAUAUUCAUGACCAAUACUGCAACAGAGUAAUGCCCAUCAUGAGGUCAAAGAAGUGGACGUGGGUUAUUUUUAUUCGACUCAUUCAGUCCGCAAUUACAAAAGCUGUAAUUUUGUCGAAUGAUGCUAACGAAGAAACCAUCUACCUCCAAGUGGUGAGAAUCGGGCAACACCCAUUAAAAAUAGGUGGCUAA
Molecule: messenger RNA, 1281 nt
Organism: Leptopilina boulardi
Lineage: Eukaryota; Metazoa; Arthropoda; Insecta; Hymenoptera; Figitidae
Product: piggyBac transposable element-derived protein 3-like
Exons: 3
Coding region: 1-1281 (426 amino acids)
Source: RefSeq, a predicted model, not a curated record